This is a messenger RNA of Orycteropus afer afer, 689 nucleotides long. RefSeq names its product phosphopantothenoylcysteine decarboxylase (gene PPCDC). Lineage: Eukaryota; Metazoa; Chordata; Mammalia; Tubulidentata; Orycteropodidae. The record is from RefSeq and is a predicted model, not a curated record. Gene Ontology annotation, cellular component: phosphopantothenoylcysteine decarboxylase complex. Gene Ontology annotation, molecular function: FMN binding; phosphopantothenoylcysteine decarboxylase activity. Gene Ontology annotation, biological process: coenzyme A biosynthetic process.
AUCCUAAAUCCUGACAGAACCUGAUGGAGGCCAGAAAUGGUGGGCUCCCAGGACUCAAAGCCACUGGAUAUCAUGUGGAGCCAAGAGCCUCAUGUCAAACUGUGGCACCAUUGGUAGAGAGAAAAUUCCAUGUUCUUGUGGGUGUCACUGGAAGUGUUGCAGCCCUGAAGUUGCCCCUUCUGGUGUCAGACCUUUUGGACAUUCCUGGGCUGGAAGUAGCAGUGGUCACAACUGAGAGAGCCAAACAUUUCUACAGCCCCCAAGAUGUUCAUGUCAGCAUCUACAGUGACACUGAUGAAUGGGAGAUGUGGAAGUGCCGCUUUGACCCAGUUCUCCACAUUGACCUACGGAAGUGGGCAGACCUCAUGCUAGUAGCACCUCUGGAUGCCAACACUCUGGGGAAGGUGGCCAGUGGCAUCUGUGACAACUUGCUUACCUGUGUCAUCCGGGCCUGGGACCGCAGCAAGCCCCUGCUCUUCUGCCCGGCCAUGAACACUGCCAUGUGGGAGCACCCCAUCACUGCGCAGCAGGUGGAUCAGCUCAAGGCCUUCGGCUAUAUUGAGAUCCCUUGUGUGGCCAAGAAGCUGGUGUGUGGAGAUGAAGGUCUGGGGGCCAUGGCUGAAGUCAAGACAAUUGUGGACAAAGUGAAAGAAAUUGUCUCUCAGCGCGAUGGCUUCCAGCAGAAUUGA